AAUAAAACUAAUGGGCCCCUCCUCCUUGCGGCGCUUUAGGGACCAUGGCCGAUCCUCGCGUGAGACAGAUCAAGAUCAAGACAGGCGUGGUGAAGCGAUUGGUCAAAGAAAAAGUGAUGUAUGAGAAAGAAGCAAAGCAGCAAGAAGAAAAGAUUGAAAAAAUGAAGGCUGAAGAUGGUGAGAACUACGCCAUUAAGAAGCAGGCAGAAAUCCUUCAAGAGUCCCGGAUGAUGAUCCCAGAUUGCCAGCGCCGGUUAGAGGCUGCAUAUACCGAUCUUCAGCAGAUACUAGAAAGUGAAAAAGAUUUGGAAGAAGCUGAGGAGUAUAAAGAAGCUCGUGUAGUUCUGGAUUCAGUGAAGUUAGAAGCCUGAAAUUUUUCUGUACAGGGUGUUUUUUUGCAUUAAAUCCUGGGGUCCAUUCUACAA
Molecule: messenger RNA, 425 nt
Organism: Alexandromys fortis (reed vole)
Lineage: Eukaryota; Metazoa; Chordata; Mammalia; Rodentia; Cricetidae
Product: tubulin-specific chaperone A
Exons: 1
Coding region: 45-371 (108 amino acids)
Biological process (GO): tubulin complex assembly; post-chaperonin tubulin folding pathway
Cellular component (GO): microtubule cytoskeleton; cytosol
Molecular function (GO): beta-tubulin binding
Source: RefSeq, a predicted model, not a curated record